This is a messenger RNA of Closterium sp. Naga37s-1, 1062 nucleotides long. NCBI's taxonomy places the organism in Eukaryota, Viridiplantae, Streptophyta, Zygnematophyceae, Desmidiales, Closteriaceae. The record is from the annotation of a GenBank genome assembly.
AUGUCCUGUUUAGAAUAUUCUGCAACUUUCUUCAUCCUUGUCGCAUUCUUUGAUACUCUUCAGGCGGACGACACACCGCGGAGGCGGCUGGCGAAGUACCAAACGGACAUGGCGGAAGCAGAGGCGGUGCUCAUGCAGCCCGUGCCGCAGCCUGCGCGCAGUGAAGUGUUUUCUGGCGGACCCGCGCCUGUCGAAAGACUGUACGAGGCGGGUCUUGGAUCCUGUGGCAUUCCCGACAUCGACGACCCCGAGGAGUGCGUAGCGGACCUCGCGGCGUUCCCCGCGCUGAACCGCAACAGCGCCAAGGUGCGCCAGCUUGCGUGCCUGGCGCACAAUUACUUGCGCCCGUGGAUGGGCAUUCCGGGAAUCGCAGAAGGCAUGGGCGCGCGCGGAAUGAUCAGCCCGAAGCUUCUAGGGCAGAUGGCGACAAUGUCGAGUGUUCUGUCCUGCUCUGGGCACGUGCGAAUCGUCAAAGGAGAGAUAUUUUUCCGCUUCGGUGGAUUCGAAUUUGAUUGGUACAGGAUGCGCCGCUUCGUCUUCUCCAUCCGAAUGAUCGAGGAGGCUAUUAUCGAGUACAACCUGUACAACCUGAACGCCGAGUUCUUUAUCAGCACCUGCGAUCUCCCCACCAGCCGAGUCAGCUCCGUAGCGAAGCACCGCGCGGGCCUUCCGAUAUUCUCCCCCCACGGCGCUCCCGGCAGCGUAGACAUUCUUUACCCCGAUCCCGUGGAUCUGAGCAAGAGUUAUUUCAGGGACAUCGAGGAUACGGUGCCGUGGGAGCAGAAGCAGGGCCGCGCCGUGUUCCGCGGCGGCAUGACCAACUUCUUCGUGCAGUACGACACGCAGUGGCGCUCCAGCCCGCGCUUCCGCGUCCACCGCAUGUCGGAGGUUCGGCCGGACCUGGUGGACGCCAAGGUCGUCGGCAACGUCGACCCCAAGUUCCUCGACCGGAUGCGCGACGACAAGGUGGAGCUGGGCGAGCGCAUGGGCCCGGCGCAGAUUCAGGAGUUCAAGUACGAGCUGGACGUGGACGGCGGGACCGGCAGCGGGCGCGUGUGCUGA